Candoia aspera is the source of this 2004-nucleotide messenger RNA. RefSeq names its product transmembrane protein 182 (gene TMEM182). The transcript is spliced from 5 exons. Gene Ontology annotation, cellular component: membrane. The record is from RefSeq and is a predicted model, not a curated record. Lineage: Eukaryota; Metazoa; Chordata; Lepidosauria; Squamata; Candoiidae. The coding region runs from base 50 to 751 and encodes 233 amino acids.
AUAUAUUUUAGAUUUAUCAGUUGCUAUUUUUUUAAGGAACAAAUCAGCAAUGAAGUUGAGCAUUGGAAUAUUUUUUGGAGGAUUUUUUGGAGCUCUUGGGAUUUUGUUUUUUCUGGUUGCUUUUGGGACAGACUAUUGGCUUCUGGCUACAGAAGUUGGAAAGUGUUCUGAAGAUCUGAAUCGCACUAGGGAAGAGAAGAUUAUUUUCCACCAUGAGGGUUUCUUCUGGAGGUGCUGGUUUGAUGGGAAGGUUGAUGAGAAUCCUAGCAGUAUGUUGAAGUUUUGGUACACGAACCAGUCACCUUCUAAAAACUGCACCCAUGCCUAUCUCUCUCCAUUUCCUUUCUUAAGAGAUGACCGUAAUUCAACCACCUAUAAUUCUGCAAUUAUUUAUCGUGGUUUCUGGUCAAUUUUCAUGCUCCUUGGAGUGGUCACUGUGGUUGUUGCUAGUUUCUUCAUCAUCUGUGCUGCACCCUUUGGUAGUCACAUCCUCUACAAAAUAGGAGGAGGCUUUUUCAUUGCUGCUGGCAUCUUAUUCUCCCUGGUGGUUGUGCUAUAUGUUAUCUGGGUCCAAGCAAUGGCUGAUCUUAAAACAUAUGAAGCUCAGAAGAAAACUGACUGUUCAAGUUAUUCCAUCUAUGUACAUUAUGGCUGGUCUUUUAUACUGGCUCCAGUUGGAAUAUUUUUUGCUAUGUUUUCUGGCAUGCUGUUUCUCCUGGUAGGGCGUACAAUUUAUCUGCAUUCUGAUUAGUCAGGUGGCAGAUGCUUGAAGUACUAGUGUGUAGUGAAGCUGUGCUGAAAAAUGUUUUUUAUACAUUAUUAUCCUUUCUACCAUAGAGUGCUCAUGGUGUCACUGAGGAUUGGCUUAAAUGAUUAAUGUAACUUCAUAUUGUCUACUCAGUAAUAUUGGAACUGUGGUGUUAAGGUGUUUGGUGAAGAUUGCUUCCAGUACAUGUGCAUAGGAUUGCAGCCACUGUUUACAUGUUCUUGUCAUGAAGGGCAUGAAAUAUCUUUCUGAAAUAAUCCUUUCAGAAAGGAUGAUCCUUUCUUAUUUCAUCAGAUGCCCAUACCUGUAUUAAUACACAAGGAAAUAUGUGAAAUAAUUGAUGUAAGAAUUAGGUGCUGGUCGCAGCCCAUUCAACCAUUAUCAACUCAAUGAAGGAACAUUUACAAUGAAACUAUGUCUCACCUUCUCUCCUCCACAUGUAUUAGCCUCUGCAAGUAAGGAAAGGGUUGUGGGAUAGGCAACUCUAGGUCAAAUGUUGUAUCCUGCUUCCAGAAUGAUUCCAAAUUUGAUGUCUUUGGCAAUAAUACCUUAAUAUUAUAAAAUAAUAAUCAUAUAAUAUUAAUAAUAAUGAUCAUUUCCAGAAACAGACAUAUUUUUGAUACAAUAUAGAUCUAAAUUUUCUCCAUCAGUGUCUUUUUCCAAUGCAAGGGUCUGUCCGCUUAUGAUGGCCAAUAAAUAAGGUCUAAUCACUACAUUAGCUUUGCAGUCAAACUGUAUCUUUCUUCUGUGAACAAAGAAUGCAAAAUUAUAUGCGGAGGUCCAGAUGCAAACACCCACAUUGCUCCUGAAAGAAGGCCCAGCUUUGGUCUCCUUGAAAGUCAUCUAAGAAGCAAUUUGGACAGUGUGUAUUCCUUCAUUAGAAUAAUGUUUGAAUUGGUCCUGCAACCUUGUACUGAACAAAUAUGUGUCCCAUGAAGGGCUUACUCCAUUUUCUCUUGUUUCAGUUCUCAGCAUUAGCUUAUUAUGAGCAAGCAGUUCUGCUCUUAAAAAUAUAGUUAUCCAUGUAAUGCUUUAGCCAACCUGCCAGAGAAAAUAUGGCAUCAGCAGAAUAGUGCUUUGGUGCUGUUCAGUAUAUAAGCAAAAACUCCAUGUGGUCCAAAUCAUAAACAGCCAAUCCAAAAUAACUGGGAAAGUUUAUGGGUUAUCUAGUUCAGCCCCCUGCAGACAAGAGUUGUUGUUGCUUAUCUGGGCAUCAAAACAAUGCAUGACACAAUAAU